AUGCUGGCUCAUGCCAAGAUUAAUGAUGAUGCCGACGACAACACCGGGGGAAUUUAUAAAUGGACGAUGGAUGCUCUCUUUGGACGCCGUGUUUCGCCAUCAAGGAGAUUCAAAGAGGCGUCACAGGACGAUACAAACUAUAAAUUGAAGAGUAAGGGCACAACUAAAAAUGAAGGCAAUGGAGUACCGUACAAUAGUUGGACUCGAAACAGCCGUCAGCGGUCCAGUUCAACCAGUUCGAUAUCUGACAAGUCCUUCCUAAAGCGGUACGAUCUCUUGCAAGAUGAGGAAAAUAUGGAGAAUACCGGACAAGGAAUGAGCCCCGUCCGUCAUCGAGAUUUGUUCGAUCUAAGGGAGCCAAGUUUAAUCCCGCCCCAUUGGGACCGCGACCAUGUGGGGCAGUUCAAUGUCCGGGGCGAAGAUUUAGACAGUUCCGACACAUUUUCAGGUCGUAAGCAACAGGGAAGUAGUCGAGGGCCCCAAGCAACAGAUGAUGACAACAGUCUCAAAUUUCGUGUGCCGAGGCAUAAUGACCCCCUUAUCUCCAAGCUUUUCGGUAAAGAAGCCCCGUCACAUUCAAAUUCGAUUCCGGGAAAAUUUCCAUCGCCUCUUAAACACAGCAAUGACAAACAGCCUCCCCCGGUAGCGCCGGUAGAAUCUCAUCAUAAAGACUUCACAGACGAUUACUUGCAACUUCUACAGGACUUAGAUUUAAACGGCCAGAAACUCAGACAAUUACAGGAGGGUAUUCAGUACCGCCACGAUGACCAACAGCUUCGAGAAGCCAGUUACCGCGAAAAAUACCUUACUAUGCGCCAAGAAUUGAUAACGGAACUUAAACAAUCUAAACGCAUCUACGACAACUAUUACAAGCUCUACGCAAAAUACAAGCAAUUGAAAGACGUGAAAGCCAAACCACUCUACGAACCCACUUCCCAGCAGCAUGUGCGCGAUCUAGAAGCUCAGGUAGUGGACGCCUCCAUUGAAAGGGCGGAGCAAGUUCGCAAACUCAACGACACUAUUUUCAGUCUCGAACUAAAGCAGCAAGAAACGCUAGCAGAGCACGAGCGGGAACGGAUUAAAUACCAGUCUCGGAUAGCAGAACUGGAAAGUCUCCUACGUUCUCAGCUUUCAGGUUCACCGAGCAAGCUAGCAGCUCAGCACCCUACUCCCUACUCAACUACCUACACAUAA
Messenger RNA from Lachancea dasiensis, 1194 nucleotides. Lineage: Eukaryota; Fungi; Ascomycota; Saccharomycetes; Saccharomycetales; Saccharomycetaceae. The record is from the annotation of a GenBank genome assembly.